AUGUCGGCAACCAGCCCAUCACGCAGAUCAUCCAUGGCAUCACCCUCGAGCCGCCUCAAGCGCAAAGCUGCUGGAAACGCAAUCGAAUCAUCAACUGGUGUCCAAAGCGCUGAAUCUGCAUCCACCAGUGCCUUUCAUCUCGACUAUGCACCCUCUUCGGCCGCUCCUUCACCGCUCAAACGACAAAUCACAUCCUCUGCAUCACGGCGCAACAGCCAUCAAUCUCAAGCGCUACACAUGUCUGACGAUUUUGACCCAGAUCAAGACGCACCGUACGACGAAGAGCUUGAUGCCGAUGCCGAUGCCGAUGCCGAGUAUGACCAAGAUUAUCUCGACCAGGAUGCUCCCGGCGAAGAUGAGCAGGACCUGUUAGAUGCCAUGCACCAAAAUCAGAAUCAAUCAGCAGCAGCCUCCCCCAAAUCAAACACCACCAUGACGCCAUCCAGGCAGUCUGCAAGACCAAGGCGAAGCAAUGCACCCGGAGUCUCCUAUUAUGCAACCCAGCCUUUGCUCACCUUCUCUGACGAGGAGCACGAGGAAGAAGUCACACCGUCAAUACGAAGGCGAGCUAGAAGAACCCAGCUGCCUUCCACAUCUGACAUCGAUGCCGACCCUGAUGACAAUGCUAAUGAUGAAUCUGCGACUGUGCCGACUAGGCUCAGCAGCAGAGGUACACGCACCAACACUCCAUCCAAAUACAAGCAAACAUGCGCCAAACCGCCGCGACAGCCCGUCCACCAGGACGACAGAGACAAAUCAGCCGAGCCAGAACUGUCCGAAGAAGCCAAGCAGCUGGCCAAGGCGGAAAAGGAAUCGCAGGAUCUCCAAUCUCGCUGGACCGAAGAGUACUUUGAGAUCGUCGAGCAGCUCCCCUUGGAGAUUCAUCGUACGUUUGCACUCAUGCGCGAGCUCGAAGGUCAGAUGCAGUCGCGAAUGGGCACCAUGAUUCAGAACAUGACUGCUUAUCGCGAUGUCCGCAUGCACAUGCAAAAGCUCAUAGACAGCGAGUUUCAGAAGCAGACACAGAUUCAAAACACCACGCAGGACAACGACACAAGUAGAAAGGGCACAAAGGGUGGCAGCGAGGAUGAAGCCGAGCAUUUGCUAGGUGGGUCGCAACAGGUGAGCACAAAUGAUCAGCUGCCCUCGCUUCAAGGCGAUGCUAGCGGCGUUCGAGUGGUCACACAUGACAAACUGAACGAAACGGAUCUACUCGACAAGGACGCUCGCCGUGAAUUGCUGCGUUCCAUAUCACUUGCAGCCAACGAGUCGGUGAAAGCGGCUGAGGAAAAAAUGGGCCUAGCUGCCACCGCCUAUAACUGGAUCGAUCGUCACAUCCGUCGAGUGGAUGCCGACAUCUCGAAGCUCGAAAGCAGUAUCCUUCUCGGUCUCAGAACGGGCACAGAGGAAUCUAGGGGUGCUAGGGAGGCGCUUGGAUUACCAAUUGACGGUACAGAAGCCCAAGCGCGAGAGCGUGACGAUGAGGAUGAGGAUGAGGAUGCACAAGGUGCUGUCGCAUCCGGUGUUAGUGCCGAAGCCGAGAGUGCAGCGCUGACCAAAGCGGCGGGUGCUGCGAACCGCGCGUUGGCUGCCGAAAAGGAAGUGACAGUGGGAGGAAGGAGAAGUGCGCGCACAACACCCAAGAUGGGCGCGCAAGCACCGCGAACUCCUUCGCCGAGGGGCUCUGAACGUGGUGCGGUACAAGCACGCUCUAGGUCUACGUCCACUUCUGGCGUUGCUGUCGUGGCCGUCACUGCAACGCGUCAGAAGACCAGCUCACCUGCACCCUCAGUCGCACGCACUGCACGCAAACGCAAACCCAAGCCGCUCUCCCCGCAAAAAGGUGGUCGCAGAUCCAUCGUCACCACUACCUCGACCGUCAUCUCGCCCACCACGCAAACCCCGCGUGCCUCCGCGAUCGUUGGUCCCGACACUUCCGAAAUGCCUUUCGACCCCACAGAACCCACGUACUGCUACUGCGACCAGAUCUCGUUCGAUGAAAUGGUCGCGUGCGAUAACGACGAUUGCACCAUCGAGUGGUUUCACUAUGCCUGCGUCGGCUUGGCUAAACAACCAGAAAACGAAUGGUACUGCAGGUUCUGCGCUCCCCCAGCUUGGAAAGGUCCGGGCAUGCGCGUACCCCCCAACGCCAAGCAUAAACCACCAGGCUUCAGAAAAGGCAUCGGCAUCAAGCCGUAG
Molecule: messenger RNA, 2199 nt
Organism: Mycosarcoma maydis (corn smut)
Lineage: Eukaryota; Fungi; Basidiomycota; Ustilaginomycetes; Ustilaginales
Exons: 1
Coding region: 1-2199 (732 amino acids)
Biological process (GO): regulation of DNA-templated transcription
Cellular component (GO): nucleus
Source: RefSeq, a predicted model, not a curated record